Messenger RNA from Prorocentrum cordatum, 804 nucleotides. NCBI's taxonomy places the organism in Eukaryota, Dinophyceae, Prorocentrales, Prorocentraceae. The record is from the annotation of a GenBank genome assembly.
AUGGCUGCCCAGCGCUUGCGCGACCAAGUCGAGGCCGUCGGGCGAUUGCUCGAGGCAGUGCAAGGGCAGCCCUGUUUCGAUACGGUGGCGGCCGCGCAGGAAAGGAUGCUCGUGCAGGCUUUCGGGAGCGCGAAGCUGCAGCCCACGCAGGUGACAACCCUCUCGUCUCUCGUCGCAGCGCAACCCUGGUCCGAGGUUUCCAAGGGGAGGCUGUUGGAGAAGCUCGGCAGCAUCGUGGCUUCUGGCAGCGCCGUGGGUUUGCGAAUGGCUCAGCAGGAUUAUGAGUGCAUCUUCGGGUACCUGACAGCGGGCUCGUGGCACCAGUUGGCGCGGACCGACGUGCCCGAGGAAGCGAAGCUCAACGUGCUGGUUGAUGUUGCGAUUAGCUUAGGUCUUCGCAACCCGACCGAAGGCACGUAUCAGAUGUCGACGGCGAUGUGGCGCAUGGCCGUGGACGGAGCCGAGACCGCGAAGAAUUUGGCGUGGGCUGCAAAGUACUCGUACCUCCAGCAGACCAAGCGCGUGUUCAAGCGCCAGGACCACCCUGGCUUCUUCAAGCAAGUGUAUGGCGACGAGUUGCCAGCUGCAUGCCCCGCGCCAGAAGCCGCGAUUCGCUCCGUCCAGGCUACGUACCCAUGCCGCAACACAAAGCAGCAGGCCACGGGGGCGCAGAUGAUGAGCGCCUCGGCGUCGCAGCCCGACGUUUUGCAGAUGAUGCAGCUCAUGUUCGAUAACUUGCGGCGGGCGGACGUCGGCGCUCAGACGGGCCCUUUGAACCUCAAGAUCCUGGGAGGCGGCGCGUAA